UAUUUUGGUACCGUUAACCAUACUGAAGGCUGGUGUCCUGGAAGCAAAGCGGCGAGUUUCAGUCAAAUUGGUUCUUAUGCCACUAUGCCCAACGUGAACAUAACAACCUGUGACUUUACAAUUGCAUUUUGGGUAAAGUAUACUGGUGUUGACGGGCCUAUACUGGCACUUUGGUCAAAGGGUGGAAAACUAUUUUACGUUGCAGUCAAGAAUUCUCGACUAAUUUUAUCGAUACACAACACUUUCAACUUACAAAUCAAUUACUGGAAUCACGUAGCAGUAACCUGUCAGCUGCACAAGAUCAAGGUGUUCGUUAAUGGUGAGGAGGAGGCAUUGAUAGACGAAUGGAAUGAGUAUUUCUUUUCAUCGUUAGGCUAUUAUCAGCCAGAGUACAUCAUAGGGAAUGAUCCAGUUUUGGUCCAGAUGCCAAUGGCAAAUGGGGUGUUUGUUGGAGCAGUCAUGGAUCUUUAUGUGACUGGAAAAGCUUUAUCUGCGAAGCAGGUCUCUGACCUGAGUAAAGGUGAGAGUAGUAUCUAUUCAAGGUUAAGUCGUAUUCUUCAACUGCAGUCUCAAAUCCUCAAUAGGGGUCUGUUGGAUAUUAAAAUACGUAUAUUGUUCUUUUACGGUCUUUGCUUGACAAUUAAGGGCAGCUUGAAACUUUUAAAAAACGCAAACUUAAUUAUUAACGUUAAGCGUGGAAAUAAAUAAUUAAUCGUAGUAUUAUUCUCAUUUUUUAAAGGCAAACCAAUUACACCUGUGAUAAACAAGGAAGAGUCGGAAAUACAUGGUUGCAAAGUCAAUGUAACGUGGAGUAGAAAGGAAAUAUGCACCAUAACGAAGACCACUGUACGCUUCAGGGAGAUAAAACCUCAAGGCGAUGAAGCAGAAUGGACAGAAUAUAAUGUUUCUUCAACCACCUAUUAUCUCCUAUAUCUGGAAUGCGACAAGAGAUAUGAAAUUGCAGUAUCUUCUUGGUUUCGAGAAGUUCAAAGCGAGUGGUCAGUCCCUCGGAAAUUUAAAACUACCUUUGCAGGUGAGACGUUACCUCAUGUACACUGUAUGUCCAAUAGCUGAUAGGGGUUUGGUAUUGAUACUAAGCUAUAUCUAGUGCGGCAAACCUCUGCCAGGGUCCAUAAGCGGAGCGGUCAGCCGGUCAUCUCUUUGUAGGGAAGCGGACAUCCCCUUUUAGCUCCCUCAGAAGCUACGUGGACAACAAAACAAAUCAAGACGGAAAUUUAUCACGAGAAAUCCUUUGAUGUUUUAAUAACACCAACAAACAUGAACAGAUUAGCCACCGCAUAUUGGAAAGUAAUCUGUAAUUUUUAUACAUUUAGCGAUCGUUCUCCUCCAAUUAGUCUGUCAAGACCUUGUAUAUAUACAUUUUUCAUAGCCAUCUUGACCAUCCACCCCCUUACCCUUCCCCCAACUGGCAAAACUAAGCGAGGAAGACAAACUGAUGUGACACAAUCGCUGUUUUCGACUUUGACUCGUCCGUCUAUAUACCGUGAAUACUUGACUGUCGCCCAGCUUAGAAUUGCUUUCCUCCACCCAUCUACUAAGGCCAAAGUAGUAAUGGUGUCUUUGAUAGGACUUGUCCUAAAGCAGGAAAACAUUCUGGAUUACUCUGUAAUAAACUUUACAAAAUCUGUCGUUCUGUUUUCAAAGAUCUUACAAAGAUGGCGACAUGGAAAAAGCAAUGAUCAACAUUGUUGACAGGAGAUAAUUUUUUUUUUUUCAACGUUGUUGACAGGAGAUAUAUUAUUAUUUUUUGGUUGAUUUUGUUACGUUUUGUUUCGUUUUAUUUUGUUUAAUUGUUUAUUUUUCUUUUGUAGAAGACACUCUAAAGCAAUAUCUGAAGGACGAAAAUUGUCAUUAUCAUUUUCCUUUUUCCUUGAUAAACAGUAGUUUCGAAAUUAAGAAAAAGAAAAUUGUUGACAUGUGUUCAAGUCCUCCAUAAAACGUAAAAUUUGGCAGUUUUACGCCUUGGUCGCACGUGACGGUAAAGCACUGGGAUGUUACUAAAACGGGGAACGGAGAGCAGGGAACGAGCAAAGGGGGAUGGGAAAAUGAAAAGUGCGAACAAAACAGAGAUUUUGAAACCAAGUUACUGAGAGGGCUAGGGUUGAAAUUAGGUUUUGUUCCCAUUUUUCAUUUUUCCGUUUCUUGUGCUCGUUCCUUGUUUUAGUUACAUUCUAGAGAACUGGAAAAAAAAGGGUGCUGCAUCCCAUGCGGGGGGGAUUACUCGGAUUUAUUUCAAGUGACAGGGAUGAUCGAAUGGGGGCAAAAAUGGAAACCUAAGAAAAUCCCUUGGACUUAAAACACCCCCCUCCCGCCACAAAAAAAAACCUGGACCAACAUUAACCCCCCCCGCCCCCCCCCAAAAAAAGAAAAAAAAUUCGAGAAAGCAAUAAAUGAUAUAAGACCCAAACAAAUCCGUACUUAAAUUAAGCUACCAAAAAAAUACUUGCCAAAAUUCUCCUAAACAAAAAAAAACCCAAAAUCCUUCGAUCAUCCCUGUCAAUUGAGCUCCGGAGUACCCACCCCCCCCCCCCACCCCACUGGGCGGCAGCACGUCCAAAGUUAUUGUUCUGCCAAUACAAACCUUUUGCUUUUUUGCCCCUCUCGUUACCUUUUUGCCUAUUAAUAACCGACAACGUCUGCCAUUAUUCUUCUUGUUGUAAUUAUUCCGUUUUAUGCUACCCGAAGCAUUCAAAGUAACAAUGAAAACAAUAGGAUAAAGAUAAAGAUUACACACGAUAUACGUAUUCGUAUCCCAAAAUAAGUUUAAUGGAACGAAUCCUAAGCAGGCCCCCGUGUUUGUUUUGUUAGGAAACCCCGUAUACGGCCGCUGGUUUCUAGACGGUAGUGAUUCAGAUGUAAGGUUAGUAGCGGUUAUACAUAUCUAGUUUGUUCAAUUAAUAUAAUGUUGGGGCCGGAGGUGGGCGGAAAAGGAAGUGGCGUUGGAUUCUUAUACCUUACCCCUGUUUGAUGUCGCUUUUUUUCUUUUUUAUUAUUUCAACCGAUUUUGCGCGAGAACCUUUUCUUUGUUUCUUACUUUUUCCUAACUCUUAAAUAAAAUUUCAGAUCGACCAUUUCAUAAGAAAUGCAGGUUUCAGCACUGCUUUAAACUUAUGCAUUUGCAUUUCUGACUGCUGCAGGUGGCAUCAUUAUACCCAGCGUUCACCGGUUAAAUUUUUGUCUCAUAACGUAGGAUUAUAUUCGAGGAUAAAAUAGUGGCUUGCAUGUUUCUAUGAUAGGUAAUUCUGUUUAUUCGCAGCUAGAUUCUAUUCAUUGUUUUUUUGUGAUCUUACAGGUAUUUUGGUACCGUUAACCAUACUGAAGGCUGGUGUCCUGGAAGCAAAGCGGCGAGUUUCAGUCACAAUGCUUCAUAUGCUACUGUGCCCAACAUUAACAUAAGAACCUGUGACUUUACAAUUGCAUUUUGGGUAAAGUAUAUUGGUGUUGACGGGCCUAUACUGGCACUUCGGUCAGAGGGUGGAAAAGUAUUUUACGUUACAGUCAAGAAAUCCCGUCUUCUUUUAUCGAUAGACAACACUUUCAACUUACAAAUCAAUUACUGGAAUCACGUAGCAGUAACCUGUCAGCUGCACAAGAUCAAGGUGUUCGUUAAUGGUGAGGAGGAGGCAUUGAUAGACGAAUGGAAUGAGUAUUUCUUUUCAUCGUUAGGCUAUUAUCAGCCAGAGUACAUCAUAGGGAAUGAUCCAGUUUUGGUCCAGAUGCCAAUGGCAAAUGGGGUGUUUGUUGGAGCAGUCAUGGAUCUUUAUGUGACUGGAAAAGCUUUAUCUGCGAAGCAGGUCUCUGACCUGAGUAAAGGUGAGAGUAGUAUCUAUUCAAGGUUAAGUUGUAUUCUUCGACUGCAGUCUCAAAUCCUCAAUAGAGGUCUCUUGGAUGUUAAAAUACGUAUAUUGUUCUUUUACAGUCUUUGCUUGACAAUUAAGGGCAGCUUGAAACUUUUAAAAAAUGCAAACUUAAUUAUUAACGUUAAGCGUGGAAAUAAAUAAUUAAUCGUAGUAUUAUUCUCAUUUUUUAAAGGCAAACCAAUUACACCGGUGAUAAACAAGGAAGAGUCGGAAAUACAUGGUUGCAAAGUCAAUGUAACGUGGAGUAGAAAAGAAAUAUGCACCAUAACGAAGACCACUGUACGCUUCAGGGAGAUAAAACCUCAAGGCGAUGAAGCAGAAUGGACAGAAUAUAAUGUUUCUUCAACCACCUAUUAUCUCCUAUAUCUGGAAUGCGACCAGAAAUAUGAAAUUGCAGUAUCUUCUUGGUUUGGAGAAGUUCAAAGCGAGUGGUCAGUCUCUCGGAAAUUUAAAACUACCUUUGCA
Molecule: messenger RNA, 4346 nt
Organism: Porites lobata
Lineage: Eukaryota; Metazoa; Cnidaria; Anthozoa; Scleractinia; Poritidae
Source: the annotation of a GenBank genome assembly